GCGAUACCCGAACGCAGCGGCGACAGUCAGUUCCAUCCGUGUUCGCCGCGGGGGUAUUUAUCGCCUCCUGCCCGGUGUUGUGCUUUCUCUCUCCUCCUCAUUCCGGCGAAGAAAUAGCCAGAGGAGAGAGAUUCAUUCAGAGAGUAAAUAGGGGGAAACUCACGCUCUCUCCCCCUCUCUCUCACUCUGUCUCUCUUUUGUGACUUACACCGUGUUCGAUUCCGCAGCGGAGUCUUCGCCGAAGGGACGCCACCUACCCAUUCCUCACCCGACGGAUUCGCCAUGAAGUCGGGGUCCCUGGCGCUCGCGGUGUUCCUCCUGCUGGGGAUGGCCACCUGCAGGGCCCGCGCCGAGACCGAGGUGGAGACGGAGGUGGAGCUCGAGGGAGAGGAGAUCGUCGACAGAAACAACAGCCACUGCAACUGGACGGUCUCCAUGGGCCCCAUUUGCAUCUUCAACAACACGGACAAGCUGGUCGUCAUCCCGAAGGGCCUGAUGCUCCACGCCGGCCAGAUGGAGAUCGAGGUCCACCAGGCAAAGGCACUCCACGUGUACCCUACCUGCGUGUCGUGGAUCCAGGUGUUCUCCGUCGGACUCAUUACCACGCUCGGCGACUCGGAAGAAGGCUGCCGGACGUGGCUGCGCAUCUACGACUCGCAGGUGGAGACGGUCUCUCACGGGGUGAAGGACCUGACCCUCAUAAACAGCCACGCGAACCUCAUCAUGCUGCAGAACCAGCGAGACUUCAUGGCCGUCAACUCGACCAUCAAAGCCAUCGGCGCCCUGGACUGGAUCGGCUACAGGGGGACCAUCCAGAACUCCCAGCUGGAGUUCGUGAGCAACGUCGAGGCCAACGACAACCUGUGGAUCAUCGGCAGCCACAUCGGCCACAUCUCCUACGACGGGAUCGUGUUCAACGCGGCCGAGCUCAUCAUCACCAACACCACCAUCGGCCGCGUGUCCAGCCAGGGCCUCAAGAUCAAGCGCGGGGCCGUCACCAUCAGCAACGUCACCAUCGACUACCUGGACGAGAGCGCCAUCAACGUGACGUCCUCGGAAGGCUUCCUGUCGCUCAACAACAUCACCAUCACCUACGCCGUCGCCUCGGCCAUCGUUCUCGCGGAUCGAGAGCGGAUCUCCCUCAAGAACGUGACGGUCGACGGCGUCCUGCUCAACAUGUCGUCCAGCUACCUGCAGUUCCUCGAAGACGAUUACACGCCCGGGAAGAAUGUCUCCGUGCAGCUGGGCGAGGACGUCGAGGGCUGCGAGGUGGAGGACAACACGCUCUUCUGCAACUUCACGGACUUGGACAAGCCCGUCGAGGUGUUCGCCGAGAACAUCCGUGGCUUCAGCGAAGUCAAGGUCCGGAACGCGAGGAGCCUGCAGGUGUUCUCGGCGCCGUGCGACCAGACGCUCGACCUGGACUACAUCCAGGGCGGGUCCGUGGCCCCCCUGCAGAGCGUCGAGGCCGCCGAGGGCGACGCGGGCGGGCGCCAGGCGUGCGACGUGACGCUCGUGUUGCGCAACUCGGAGCUGGACAAGAUCGACUGCGCCUUCGUCACCGCCGUCGAGCUCACCAACUCGACGGUCAAGAGGCUCCACGGCGGCACGCUCAAGACGCUCAACCUGCGCAACGUGGCCGUCAACCAGCUGGACAACCUGAACAUCACGGACGAAGGCAGCCAGUGGCAGGUGGUGGACUUCCACACGAUGGUCAACGUGACUUUCAUGUCCCCCGUCGAAGUCAACGACAUCCACGUGGGAGUCAGGAUCCACCAGAUCGAGUUCGACCACGAGGGCGCCACAUCCACCUUCUCCAAGAUCCGAUUGGCGUCCCUCCUGCGGCAGAGCAUCCUCCUGAGGCGCGGCAACGUCACCUUCAACAGUAUCCUAACGGUGGUGAUCUCCGAGGGCGCCGUCAGACUGGAGGAGGGGACGUACCUCGAGCUCACCAACUUCUGGUCGGUGCUCAGGUCGUUCCGGGUCAUCUCCGUGGCGUCGAGGGACCAGGUGGUGGUCAAGACGUCCUCGCAACUCAGCUGGAUCGACAUGCUGCUCCACGUCCGGCUGCCCCCGCCAUCCUCAGUGGCAGAGGCCUACACCAUCAACUCGAGCGUGUUUUCGGCCUACUGCAUGAAACACACGCUUAUGAUCCAGGUGUGCUCCUUCGCCGAUUACCCCGGGGCUGAAGUGAAUCUUGACAUGCCUCGACGUGAAGAAGUGUUCCGCACGUUGAUACACAGUGCAGCGAAGGUCAACAUUUUCCCCUGUUGCAUCGAGAAGCUGAUUCUGCGCAACGUGACGAGCGCCUCGACCUACGACGGCGAGGCCCCCUGCGCCACGUGGCUGGAGGCGACCAACGUCACCUUCGAGAACAUCACGACGGGCGUGAACGACGUCACCCUGCACAACUGCACGGUGGAGCUGCUGGCCACCGACCACAAGCUGCGAGACAUCGACCUCUUCAACACCCGCGUCCGGCGCAUCCGCGGGAUCCACUGGGAGGGCUACACGGGGAUCUUCAACAACUCCCGCCUGGACGAGGUCGAGGGCCUCCUCGCCUCCAGCAGGAUGAUGAUGUCCGAGACGCACGUGGGCGUCCUCCUGCACGACGGCCUGACGAUCGCCGCCGACGCCGUCAUCGCGAACUCGACGAUCGGCGAGGUGCACAAGGGCGGCAUCACCGUCAUGGGCAUGCUCAACAUCCAGGACGUGACCAUCGCGUCGCUCGCCGAGGGCGCCAUCGUCGUCACCAAGGGCCUCCUGCUCUUCGAGAACGUCACCAUCGAGGCGGCGGAGCGCGAGAGCAUCGUGGCGCUGCGGGGCGGCGGCGUCGCCUUCCGCAACGUGAGCGUGGGCGGCAAGCGGGUCACGUGGACGGGCUACCUGGCGGACGCCGACGCCUCCAACCACUCCGUCGUCUUCGUCAACGAGGAGCGAGACGGCGGCCAGGGGGGCAAGGCCACGACCGCCGAGGCGCCGCGCAGCACGCCUCCCGAGUCGACGAAGCCGGCGACGCCCGCGCGGAGGCCCGCGUCGACGCCGCCCGCUCGCCCCGACGAGAAGAGCGAGUCCCUCGGCUCGCAGGAGAAGGCGAUCUCGCUGGAGGAGUCCUCGUGGAAGUGGGCGGGAGCGGGCGUCGGCUUCUUCAUCGGACUCCUGGCCGGCGGCUGCAUCCUCUUCGUCGUCAAAGUGCUCAAACCGAACAAAGGGAUGCUGUCCUUACCUACGGUCUUCUGGCGAGUCAAGGACGACCAGCACGGACUCCUGAAUGAGGACGCAAGCCCCGAGGUUCCCGAACAGGUCAGGGACUCGGGCUAUCGCAGCGUCCCAGCCUCUGACGUGUUAUAGGACGGUCACAUGAGGUUCCUUCUCAGGCCAUGGCGGAGUACUUGCAGGAUUGAUCCCUAACUGCGCUCAUACAGAAAAAAUCACUUCUCUUCAUUCAUAUUUUUCUACUCAUUUAUGUUUAUGUGAUUUUUCCUUUCCUAAUAACACCGGACGGCAAAGGCUUUAUCGCUUAAUGUCUUAUUAUAAAGCAUUCAGAAAUGGCCCAAGGGUGCUCGCGACGCCGAUUUAUCCCGCUAGAUGGCAGCAGGAGCAGAUUCUCCUGUUUUCUCUUUUUUCUUUGACUUUUCGUCCAACUUCUUUAUCCUUGUCAGCUAUUUCUUUAAAAAUGUAUGUUUAAAGUAUAAGGUUACUUGAUAUGACAGUUACUUUUUGCUCAAUUGUUAAUUUGUAAGUAAAACGUGCCAUUGACUGAAUAUCUUAUCCAUCCGCCAGAGUCGACGAGAUACACAAUAAAAGAAUAAUCAUUCCAAAAAAAGAAAAGAAAAAAAAAAA
This is a messenger RNA of Penaeus vannamei (Pacific white shrimp), 3843 nucleotides long. NCBI's taxonomy places the organism in Eukaryota, Metazoa, Arthropoda, Malacostraca, Decapoda, Penaeidae. The record is from RefSeq and is a predicted model, not a curated record.